Schistosoma curassoni is the source of this 1575-nucleotide messenger RNA. Lineage: Eukaryota; Metazoa; Platyhelminthes; Trematoda; Strigeidida; Schistosomatidae. The record is from the annotation of a GenBank genome assembly.
AUGAUUUUCUCAAGAGUAAUAAAUGAAUCAUCAUCAUCAUCAUCAUCAUCAUCAUCAUCAUCAUCAUCAUCAUCAUCAUCAUCAUCAUCAUCAUCAUCAUCAUCAUCAUCAUCAUCAUCAUCAUCAUCAUCAUCAUCAUCAUCAUCAUCAUCAUCAUCAUCAUCAUCAUCAUCAUCAUCAUCAUCAUCAUCAUCAUCAUCAUCAUCAUCAUCAUCAUCAUCAUCAUCAUCAUCAUCAUCAUCAUCAUCAUCAUCAUCAUCAUCAUCAUCAUCAUCAUCAUCAUCAUCAUCAUCAUCAUCAUCAUCAUCAUCAUCAUCAUCAUCAUCAUCAUCAUCAUCAUCAUCAUCAUCAUCAUCAUCAUCAUCAUCAUCAUCAUCAUCAUCAUCAUCAUCAUCAUCAUCAUCAUCAUCAUCAUCAUCAUCAUCAUCAUCAUCAUCAUCAUCAUCAUCAUCAUCAUCAUCAUCAUCAUCAUCAUCAUCAUCAUCAUCAUCAUCAUCAUCAUCAUCAUCAUCAUCAUCAUCAUCAUCAUCAUCAUCAUCAUCAUCAUCAUCAUCAUCAUCAUCAUCAUCAUCAUCAUCAUCAUCAUCAUCAUCAUCAUCAUCAUCAUCAUCAUCAUCAUCAUCAUCAUCAUCAUCAUCAUCAUCAUCAUCAUCAUCAUCAUCAUCAUCAUCAUCAUCAUCAUCAUCAUCAUCAUCAUCAUCAUCAUCAUCAUCAUCAUCAUCAUCAUCAUCAUCAUCAUCAUCAUCAUCAUCAUCAUCAUCAUCAUCAUCAUCAUCAUCAUCAUCAUCAUCAUCAUCAUCAUCAUCAUCAUCAUCAUCAUCAUCAUCAUCAUCAUCAUCAUCAUCAUCAUCAUCAUCAUCAUCAUCAUCAUCAUCAUCAUCAUCAUCAUCAUCAUCAUCAUCAUCAUCAUCAUCAUCAUCAUCAUCAUCAUCAUCAUCAUCAUCAUCAUCAUCAUCAUCAUCAUCAUCAUCAUCAUCAUCAUCAUCAUCAUCAUCAUCAUCAUCAUCAUCAUCAUCAUCAUCAUCAUCAUCAUCAUCAUCAUCAUCAUCAUCAUCAUCAUCAUCAUCAUCAUCAUCAUCAUCAUCAUCAUCAUCAUCAUCAUCAUCAUCAUCAUCAUCAUCAUCAUCAUCAUCAUCAUCAUCAUCAUCAUCAUCAUCAUCAUCAUCAUCAUCAUCAUCAUCAUCAUCAUCAUCAUCAUCAUCAUCAUCAUCAUCAUCAUCAUCAUCAUCAUCAUCAUCAUCAUCAUCAUCAUCAUCAUCAUCAUCAUCAUCAUCAUCAUCAUCAUCAUCAUCAUCAUCAUCAUCAUCAUCAUCAUCAUCAUCAUCAUCAUCAUCAUCAUCAUCAUCAUCAUCAUCAUCAUCAUCAUCAUCAUCAUCAUCAUCAUCAUCAUCAUCAUCAUCAUCAUCAUCAUCAUCAUCAUCAUCAUCAUCAUCAUCAUCAUCAUCAUCAUCAUCAUCAUCAUCAUCAUCAUCAUCAUCAUCAUCAUCAUCAUCAUCAUCAUCAUCAUCAUCAUCAUCUACCUUUUCUAUAUUAAUGUCGGUAAUUAACUUUUAUUCAAUGAAUAUAACUAAAUAA